AUGAGUAGGGUCGGAAACGACUCGCACAGCGACCUUCAGACGGCCCGCUUCCCAUCGUCGCGAGGGCUCAGCAUAACACGGCAACCAGAAUACACGCUCGAUCGCGAUGAAGACAACUUGCCGCCGGUGGUGGGGCAGAUCGUCAUGCAGCGACGAACGCGACCAAAGCUCGCGAAGGAGCACCGCCCGGGGCUCCGAAGAUGGCUGCGGUUCAACGAGACCGGCAACACGACGUGGUUGCAGGCGGACAAGUUCGCCAUCGUCCACGAACUCGGCGUGCGGCUACGCGACCUGCGCAUCAUCGAUCCGAACCCGAUCGGGGCCACCAGGCCGCAGACGUACCUGGCCCACAGCAGCCGCGUACGGUCGCCGAUGGCCAUCCUGAUUCGCGAACGCGCGCUGGUCGUCUCGCUCGAGGACGUCAAGUGCAUUAUUUCGACGGACCAAGUGCUCGUCCUCGACGCCGUCGACAGCAGCCUGGGCACCCUGACGCAGGAGUUGUACCGCCGCCUCAACAGCCCGCCCCACCCGGACGACCCCCCCUACGAGCUCAAGGCCCUCGAGGUCUGCCUGGACGUGUCGUGCAGGUCGCUGGAGCAGCUCGCGUCGUCCGUCGAGUCGGAGUCGCUGCCCACGCUGGAUGCCCUGGCGGGCGGCGACACGAGUCCUAAGCGGCUGGAGCUGGUGCGGAGGCUGAAGUCGCGGAUGGUGCACUUGGUACGGCGUACCGAGGCUAGCAAGGAGGUUCUCGAGAAGCUCCUCGCCGACGACAAGGACAUGCGCGACAUGGUGCUGUCGGCCAAGAUCCUCACGACCGGGAGUCAGCUCGGUACUGUGCACGAGGACGCUGCGCCGCACGACGGCGGCGCAGGGCCCAGCAGCGGGCCGGCGGCCGCGCAUGACGCAGCUGCUGCGGAGGACGCAGCGGCGCCGCGGGAGCCUGACGACGCGGUCCUGGACGACAACCAGGGCGAGCCGGCUGCGCACCCGACGGGCUCGCUGGGCACGUCGUGGCCGCACAGCGUCAGCCGGCUCACCCGGGCGUCGCUCCAGCGGCGACAGUCGGGCGUGGGCAACCCCUCGGCGUCGGGGGACAGCCUGGCGGACACGGCGGGGGACGACAUGAUCGCGGAGGUGGAGAUGCUGUUGGAGGCGUACUACAUGCAGGCGGACAACACGCUCGAGCGGCUCCGGGCGCUCCAGGAGUAUGUGGGGGACACGGAAGACCUGCUGGAGAUAUCUAUGGACUCGCUGCGGAAUCGACUGAUCACGCUGGAGCUGAUGCUGACGCUGGCGUCGCUCAGCGUGGCCUUCAUCGCGAUGGUGGCGGGUGUCUUUGGCAUGAACAUGAAGAACACGUUCGAGGAGUCGACCCAAGCCUUCAUAGUCACGGUGCUGAUCUCGUGUGUAGUUGCAACAUCCAUCUUCGCUGGCGGGCUGCUGUGGUGCCGCAGGCAGCGCUGGCUGCCGAACGCGUGA
Messenger RNA from Pedinophyceae sp. YPF-701, 1479 nucleotides. The record is from the annotation of a GenBank genome assembly. Lineage: Eukaryota; Viridiplantae; Chlorophyta; Pedinophyceae.